Molecule: messenger RNA, 703 nt
Organism: Scomber scombrus (Atlantic mackerel)
Lineage: Eukaryota; Metazoa; Chordata; Actinopteri; Scombriformes; Scombridae
Product: E3 ubiquitin-protein ligase DTX3L-like
Exons: 4
Coding region: 41-355 (104 amino acids)
Biological process (GO): protein ubiquitination; Notch signaling pathway
Source: RefSeq, a predicted model, not a curated record
GCUUCCUACGCCCAUGAGCUAGAGGAAGAAGACUGUCAAAAUGGCUCACGACGCUCACAACGACCACCCAGAGCCCACGGAGGUGGCAAGGCAUCCCAACCCUAGUAAGAGGUUUUAUGGUAUUAGCAGAGACGCAUAUCUUCCAAACAAUGAGGAAGGAAAAGAAGUGCUGCAGCUGUUGAAGAGAGCGUUCGAUGAGGAACUCAUUUUCACUAUUGGGCUGGACAACCAGGUGACCUGGAACAACAUUCACCACAAGACCUCAAAGACAGGAGGACCACAGUGUUUUGGGUAUCCUGACCCUGACUAUCUCAGCAGAGUCCGGGAGGAGCUGAAGGUCAAUGGCAUCGAGUGAAGACGUGAUACAAAGUGGCUGAGGAGGGUUGUGUUCACAAGUCUAACUUUACACACAGAAAUACAUUUUAAGAACUAUUACUCUGUAUUUUUACCUAUUCAGCAUUCAAUUUUCUUUGAAGGAUUUUCUUGUUUUUAUUAAUCAAUUGAGAAAAUUUGACAACUUAUAACAGAAAUGCAACAUUAACACAGUACAUGUAACUUUAUUUUAUGCCUGAAUUACACAUGAUGUGAUUUAAAGUUUGCUUAAUAAAUGAUUAAACCAACCUACACUGACUUAUUGCAGUAUUUUUGCUAUCAGUACAGGCUUUGAACAAAACACAAAACACAUCGGCUUGUUUUCUGUACA